GAAAGAGAGAGAGAGAGAGAUAAGGAAUGGUUUUGACAGUUGCUGCCUCCCAAGCAGCACUUCUGUACUUGUCUCAUUCUCUCACUGGACUUCUUGAGGAUCACACGCAUACUGAGUAUCAGUCAUGAAGUCGCUGAUUAGUGGAAUGGUGGUGGUGGCGGUGAUGAUGGCACUGCUGCUGCCUGCUGUCUCCAGCGCUCAGGCACUAGAAGAAUGCCAGGACCCACCCGGGAACAACGAAAUUGCUGCUCUCAUCGUUAAGGCAGUAGAAGCUGUUCGUCCCAUCCUUAGCAACGGCAUCCCAGAGCUUGGGAUACCACCUCUGGACCCCCUGGGCCCCUUGCCUAAUAUAGCAUUCCAUAUUGAUGUUCCGCGUCUCAGGAUGGACGGGUUGCUGAAUGAGACUGUGGUCAGACAUAUAUCCGAGUUCAUCAUCUGCCAGCUUAACUUCACUCUGGGCAUCACGGAGAAGCUGGAACUUGACAUCCGUUUAGAAGACUUCCGUAUAGACGGAUAUUAUGACGUGGACGGUCUUGCUCUCUCCCUCUUCCCGGUUUUCGGCAAUGGGAAUUUUAGUCUGGACGUGUAUGAGGCGGCAGUCGGGGGAGGGGCCAAGAUCUCUUACAACCCCUUGAGCGACCACGCUUCCAUCAAGGACCUUCACCUUGACAUUAACUUUGAUAGACUAGUGCUGGUGAUGGAGUGUAUCCUGGGGUGCGGAGACAUGUCUGACCUCAUCAACGGCCUCAUUGACGAGAUCGCGCCUGUCGUUUUUGAUGCAGUCUGGGGUGUGAUCGACCCCAUCCUUACCAGCGCCUUGGAGAACGGCAUCAACGACAUUCUCAAGAAUAUAUCCAUAUCUGACAUCAUUACUCUGACCCAGACAAAAGAGAAGGAUAUAGGUAAUGGUAACGGGUUCGUGGAUCUAGUGAUGGAAAGUGUCGACUCCCACAUCGUCUCCAGUGGCAUGGAUCCCGGUCCAGUGCCCAACGCUACACUCAACUUUGGGCUGGGGACGGCAGCGCUGUAUGGUGGGCAGCUGUCAGGUCUCUCUACUAUGCACAGAGACGGCUUAGCCACGAUCGACAAAGUUGCAGACUGGGUCUUCCUCUACGCCAACGUUGCUGUCGAGAACCUCCAGAUGGAGUACGACGCGGUGGUGAAGGCGACGAGUGAGGUGUCUGGAGUGCAGAUCAGUGCCAACGUGGAGCGGGUGGCACUGUACCUCGUGGCUCGGUACGAUCUCUACACCAACACAGCCGAUAUUGACCAAUUCAUCAUUACAGAAUUUGGGAAGAUUGAUGUGAAUAUCGAAGGCCUGGGUGUGUUGGGUUAUGUCUUGGAGCCCCUCGCAGACGUGGUGACCAACCUCAUACACGAAGACGUGGCCAACAUCUUGGAGACAACGGGCAAAGAGUACCUCCAGGAAGCGCUUAAUGAAACGCCCUGGCCUUGAGUCAUGCAGUAGAGACGUAGCUACAAAGACGUCCUGAAAACUGUUGUUUUAAUUGCUAUUAUGUGGCACCAAGCAUCUUGUUCUAUCUUAGAAAGUCAUCCCAAAUAUCGUCAGUAAAACUUAAAACUCGCGAAUUGGAAAUGAAAAUUGAACAGCAUUUUGGUCAGUCCUAAAUCAUUGUCACUGAAUUCAAAAUGGUCCAAAAGUUUGUCCAGUUUUUAUUUUAAAUUUUAGCGGUUGCGAAUUGUUAAAAAAAAAGCUGAUUUUUAUUCACCUAUAAAAUGUUAAAAUAUCCAGAGCAGUUUAAAUUAAACUACAAUGAAAAUGCA
Cherax quadricarinatus is the source of this 1785-nucleotide messenger RNA. RefSeq lists its product as uncharacterized. Lineage: Eukaryota; Metazoa; Arthropoda; Malacostraca; Decapoda; Parastacidae. The record is from RefSeq and is a predicted model, not a curated record.